Paramecium pentaurelia is the source of this 522-nucleotide messenger RNA. The record is from the annotation of a GenBank genome assembly. NCBI's taxonomy places the organism in Eukaryota, Ciliophora, Oligohymenophorea, Peniculida, Parameciidae.
AUGAUGGAAAUUAUAGUGUAAGUGCUGCCCAACAUGAUUCUUAAAGCAACUGAGAUUAUUAACAUUAAAUAAACCUUCUUGAAGAAUUUUCCAAAGACAUUGAAAGAAUUCAUCAUAAGUAAAUACAAAAUUCAGAUGUAUAAAUCGCAACAGAAAAUGCAUCUGUUGGGGUUAAUAAAUGAAGUUAAUGAAGAAUCUGAAGCAGAAAUUUAAGUUGAUUAUGAUGAAUUCUUGGAAGUUAUUCGAAAGAUUUAUACAACUUGGAAAUUAUUGAUCACCAUUAAAUCGCUUUUGAAGUUUGGAAUAUUCUGGAAGAAAAUUCGUAACCUUAAUAAUUGUAAAUCUAUUAAGAAUGUGGCAAGAGAAUGUAUGAAUAACUUUAAAAAAUAUUUGAAACUAAUUAGAUAUAAAAGAAAUUAAAAAUUAAAUAGGAAGGAAUAAAUCAUGCAGAAAACAAUCAGUAUUUAUAGAUUUUCCUAGUGUUUCUCGGUUUCUAGAUUAUUUUCAAGUGGUAAUAAUUGA